Hydatigera taeniaeformis is the source of this 419-nucleotide messenger RNA. The record is from the annotation of a GenBank genome assembly. NCBI's taxonomy places the organism in Eukaryota, Metazoa, Platyhelminthes, Cestoda, Cyclophyllidea, Taeniidae.
AUUAUCAAUACGAAGAAUUCGUGACCCGCCCAAAAAUGCGGCCAAUUGUGGAGCGUGCAGUUUGGCUUAGUGUGGAUCUGCCCGGACAAGGUGACGGGGAAGAGGAGCUGCCCUCCUCGCAAGUAAUGCAUAACAAUAAGUUUCCUCAAUCAAGAUGCAUGUUACACGAUGAAAUGGUGAUGGGUGCUGUGCUUAUUCACUGCACAGGCCAGACUGCCAGUUUUGCGGACUCCCUUCGUGACAAGCUUGUUAAUUGGAAACUGAAAACUAUUGGAAUGAAUCCUGCCACCGAAAGCUUUCUCAUUUUACACCGAUUUGGAUAUGUGAGUCGGUCUGAUGUUUUCAGCCAUGAGAGGGUGUGGGGGGGAAAUGCCACCUUCUCAUCCAUUUACGUUGGUUCACAUUGGAAGCUUGUGUAG